Messenger RNA from Ipomoea nil (Japanese morning glory), 537 nucleotides. RefSeq names its product transcriptional regulator TAC1-like. The record is from RefSeq and is a predicted model, not a curated record. The transcript is spliced from 2 exons. NCBI's taxonomy places the organism in Eukaryota, Viridiplantae, Streptophyta, Magnoliopsida, Solanales, Convolvulaceae. The coding region runs from base 1 to 537 and encodes 178 amino acids.
AUGAAUAACUCGCCUGCGGAUGCCCAUCAUCGACAACAAGAAGCAGUUGACUGGCCGGCGGAGGUGCAAAACAACAACAAUAACAACAACAACAACAACAACGUUGACCCACUGGUCGUCUUGGGCCGAUCCUACGACUGCGUGUUCUGCAAGCGAGGCUUCAACACGGCGCAAGCUCUGGGCGGCCACAUGAACGUUCAUCGGAAGAACAAGGACAGGCCCGCCGCCAGACAUAGUAGCGAUCAACAAAACAGCUCCUCCGGAUCCUCAACUUACCCUGCUGCGGCGGCGGCAUCACCUCUUAGAGGUAACGGCUCCCCAUCCGCGGUUUUAACUAACCGCAACCAUAAUUGUAACGAUGACCCACAACGAUACUGUCGUGAUUUCUUCGGAGAUGACGAUGAUGAUCUGGGUUGGUUGAAACUCGGGAGGGCGGCGCCGCAUGUACAACAACACAUAGAAGAGAGGGGUCAACUCCAAAAUUAUCCAGAUGAUGAGGCCAACUUGGAUCUGGAACUUCGGCUUGGACAUGACUGA